Molecule: messenger RNA, 1590 nt
Organism: Medicago truncatula (barrel medic)
Lineage: Eukaryota; Viridiplantae; Streptophyta; Magnoliopsida; Fabales; Fabaceae
Product: berberine bridge enzyme-like 24
Exons: 1
Coding region: 1-1590 (529 amino acids)
Molecular function (GO): oxidoreductase activity; FAD binding
Source: RefSeq, a predicted model, not a curated record
AUGGCAUUUACAUACACAAAAUUAGCACUCCUAUCAAUCAUAAGCUUCAUCUCAAUUUUCCCUCAAACAUAUACUUCUCAUGACAUUGAAAGCAGCUUCCUUCAAUGUUUUUCACCAGGUUUAAAAAAUUCAAACUCAACUACAAAAGUAAUAAUCACUCAAAACAGUUCAUCUUAUGCACCCCUUUUACAAUCAUCAAUAAGAAACCAAAGAUUCUUAGAAAAUUCGGUUCCAAAACCUAACCUCAUUGUUUUUCCAAAUGACCUAUUUCAAAUCCAAACAACAAUAAUUUGUUCAAAAAAACAAGGCCUGGAAAUAAGAAUUAGGAGUGGUGGACAUGACUAUGAAGGUCUUUCUUAUGUCUCUAAUGUUCCAUUCCUAAUCAUUGAUCUCACAAACCUUAGGUCAAUAACCAUUGACAUCAAAGAAGAAAAUGCAUGGGUUCAAGCAGGUGCUACUCUUGGAGAACUCUACUAUGCAAUUGCAAAUAAAAGUAACGUUCAUGGAUUUCCAGCUGGUAGUUGUCCUACUGUUGGUGUAGGAGGUCACUUCAGUGGAGGUGGAUUUGGUACAUUAUUUAGAAAAUAUGGUCUUGCAGCUGAUAAUGUAAUUGAUGCUCAAAUGGUAGAUGUUAAUGGAAAGAUCCUAAAUAGAAAAUUGAUGGGUGAGGAUCUAUUUUGGGCUAUAAGAGGAGGUGGAGGGUCAAGCUUUGGAGUGAUUACUGCAUGGAAAGUCAAGCUUGUACAAGUUCCUUCAAUAGUGACAGUUUUCAAUAUUCCAAAGAGUUUAGGUGAAAAUGCUACUACCCUUUUCAUGAAAUGGCAAAUUAUAGCAAACAAGCUUCCUAGUGAACUUUUUCUGCACUCAGUUAUAGGACUAGCUGCUAAUUCAUCUUCUGAUGGUGGAAAAACUGUACUUGCUUCUUUCACAGGACUAUAUCUUGGGAAAUCUGACAACUUGCUUCCUUCGAUGCAAAACAACUUUGAAGAAUUAGGUUUGCAACAUGAUAAUUGCACUGAGAUGAGUUGGAUUCAAUCUGUUCUUUAUUUUGCAGGCUAUUCCAUCCAUGGUUCGUUGGAAGUGUUACUUCAAAGAAACACAACACUUUCAAGUUUCAAAGCUAAAUCAGACUAUGUAACAGAUCCAAUUCCUAUGUCAGGUUUGGAAGGGUUGUGGAACAUGUUACUUGAAGAGAACAAACCAACUUUGAUUAUGACACCAUAUGGAGGGAGAAUGGGUGAGAUUUCAGAAUCAGAAACUCCAUUUCCGCAUAGAAAUGGGAUCAUUUAUGGUAUCCAAUAUUUGAUAAAUUGGGAUUCAAAUGAAGAAACACCAAAGCAUAUGGAUUGGAUGAGAAGGUUAUAUGCAUACAUGACACCUUAUGUUUCAAAGUGCCCAAGAGUAGCAUAUUUGAACUAUAGGGACCUUGAUAUAGGAGUGAACAGUGGCAAUGCAAGUUAUGAAGAAGCAAAAUCUUGGGGCAUGAAAUAUUUCAAGUCUAAUUUUGAAAGAUUAACACUUGUAAAAGAAGAAGUUGAUCCUAACAAUUUCUUUAGGCAUGAGCAGAGCAUUCCACCUUUGUCUUAUUGA